Messenger RNA from Stylophora pistillata, 2286 nucleotides. RefSeq names its product HAUS augmin-like complex subunit 4. NCBI's taxonomy places the organism in Eukaryota, Metazoa, Cnidaria, Anthozoa, Scleractinia, Pocilloporidae. Gene Ontology annotation, biological process: spindle assembly; centrosome cycle. Gene Ontology annotation, cellular component: HAUS complex. Gene Ontology annotation, molecular function: microtubule minus-end binding. The record is from RefSeq and is a predicted model, not a curated record.
UACAAAAAAUGGCGGUAGUUUUAUAGUGACAUUGCAAACUGUACACAUUUUCAUCGCUAAAAUCUAUCGAUCAAAAAGAAGGCCAUAUGUAAUUGUGCGUUACAAUCAAGAUAUUAACUACGGAAUGAUGUCAGCUCAAGAAACGGCAGAUAAAUUGAACAACAGCCUACCAAUUCAUUUGACAGCUUCAAAUGUACAGCAGAACCCAGAGUUUGUAAAAUUGUUAAAGUCACUGACAAGACAUCUGACAGACAGUGGCAUGUCGAUUGCUUUUCAAAAGGACAUGUUACAGGCUAAAGAUGCUUUAAGAGAGCAAAAGUUGAAGUACCUUCAGAUUUGGACAUUGUACUCAGAGCUUAAAGAGUUGUUGAUUGAAUAUGACAUAAAGAAACAAGAAGUUCAUCCCAGUUCAGCCACAUUACAACUGUAUGAUACCAUGAAGGUGUCAGUUGCACAAGCAGAGGCACUUGAUUACAUUGAUUUCCAUACUGAAGGAGGUGAACAAUCUGCAACAUUGCUUGGACUGAAAGCUGAACAAUUGCUCACUGGAGAGCAUCAGAAAAAGUCCUUACACCAAUCUUUUCAGCAGAGUAUCAUUCCUGAGCUUGAGACCAGGUUGAGAAGCAAGUGUGAAACAGUAGCAAGUUUCCAUAAACCAACAAAACAAGCAGAGAAUGAACAGUUGUCUUUUGCUAAAGCUACCCAGUUGCCAGCAUUUCUUGAAAAUGAGAAACAGCUGUUGGACCAAGAAAGGAAGCAGUUACAUCAUAAUCGGAUGUUGAGGGACAAGCAGUUUAGGCAGUUAUAUGAGGUCUUGAUGCAGUCACUUCAAACUCUACAAAAACUGAUAGCAGACCAUCGGCUGCAGUCUCAAGCAAAGCAUGACAGGGUGAUGGCAGAGUGGUUGGCUGCCAAGUGCGAUGCCAUGUGUCUAAAAGUCAGAGUUCUUCAAAAUCAGAUGAUCAGGGACACGUACACUCCUGAAGCCAUUCAAGCUCUUAGAAGAAUCAAGGCCUAUUUAAAAGACGCAGAAGAGGAGAGCACUGCUGAGUUUCACCGACUCACACAAACACUUCUUGCUUACGAAUCAGUUGGAAUGGGUUUUGAUUCCCUUGUUCAGCAAUACACUGCACUCAUGGCGGAGAUUGACAACAAGAAAUGGGCGCUGAGAGAACUGCGACAAAAUCAAGGAAGUGAAUUGGAUGACUUGUGGAAUCAACAUUAACGUGAAAACUACGGAACGGCGUUCCACCUGUAUCAGACAAAACUGCAGCUUCGUUGUGAAGCAGUUGGAGCGAUCACGGAAAUGACAAUAUCUUAAAUUCCUAAAUUAAUUAAGACAUCUUUCUUUUCAUAGAAGAGAUGUUAAGAAUUGAAUAAGACGUGAACCUGUUGAAGAGCGUUAUAUGAGAGACUCCUGUAUAUUGUCUCCCAGCAGCAAAUAUCAUUCAUUUUUUGAAUACUCCUCUUAACGAGUCGAUGAUAUGGGUCGCAAAGUUUACAUUUUUAAACCGACAAGCGAUACGAAUUCUGAUCGAAUACUAUGACAAAAAAAAAGAAAAAAAGUUGAAUUUGAUGCAUGUGCAAUUUCAGGACACUGUCAUGAGGCCAACAACAACCACAACAAUCUAUAUUUUUAACUUUUCUCAUUUACUUAUGUAGAGGCAAUUUCCUUUGCCAACGGAUAAUUACUGCUACAAUGAGUGUCAAAAGUAAUUGGCACACCUUCAACUGACUAGGUGGUCGAUAACCCUCCACUCAACAUCAAUGUUGUAAUUCAUCUCCAGGGAGUAACUUGCGUCCCCCCCUCCCAUCCCCUCUCCAAACGGGGGAGGAAGAGAGAUAAAAGAAAUUUAUAAAGAAACUUCAAAAAGUAGUUGAGCGUGCGAAGACUUUGGCCAUUCAUUGUAGUUUGAGCGGGCCAACAAACUUUUAUAGAUGCUGUCAUGUCGUUUGUCAACCACACACUUAUCGCACUUUCCAGUACUGCUAAGAAUUAUGAGAUAUGACAAUCUAAGUAAAUAAAAGUAUAGUGUAUGGAAAGGUGAAUGAAGGAAUAUAAAUGCUCACGGUUCAGUGCCUCUCUCGUGUUUGGGCUAUCUGACAAAGGACCCUACGGAUGGCAAACGUUCUUAAAUGUAAGAUUUUCUAACUUUAAACAUAUGUAUCAGCUUGUUUGAAUAGAUACGACUUUGGUGGAAAUAACAAAUCAAAGAAUUGUUGUUUGAAAAUAGCGACACCAUCUUAAGCCACCUUACAGCGUUUCAGGAAGAGGUAUUAGUUUGC